Molecule: messenger RNA, 816 nt
Organism: Cooperia oncophora
Lineage: Eukaryota; Metazoa; Nematoda; Chromadorea; Rhabditida; Trichostrongylidae
Source: the annotation of a GenBank genome assembly
AUGCUGGAUCGAAAUAGAUUCGAGCCGAAAGCAUCGACGUUCCAGGCAGAUCUGAAGUUGACUUACACAUCAGCAAAUUCAUUCUAUGAUAUUUCAAUGGCUAUCAGUCAUUGGAUGCAAGAAAGAGCAUUCCUCAAAUUGGAUCAGGUGAACAGUCGGGAUACAUUCGAUACAUCUGUGAUGGAGGUGAAUGCCUUCUACGACGGCAAUAAAAAUCAGAUCGCUAUUUCCGCAGGUAUCCUUCAAUCUCCAUUUUUCAACUCGUCUUUGCCGAGCAUAAUGAACUACGGUGCCAUAGGAGUUGUCGCUGGACAUGAGGUCACCCAUGCCUUUGAUGACAGUGGGGCAUCUUACGACGAGUAUGGUAAUAAAAAUGACUGGUGGGAUGACGCGACGUACAAGAACUUUGAGCACAAGAAACAAUGCUUUGAUCGUCAGUAUGGAAGCAUCUUUGUCAACGACCUGAACGUCAAGAUUGAUGGGAGACGAACCGAAGGCGAGAACAUUGCUGACAAUGGAGGAAUGCGGGCAGCAAUUCGGGCCGCUUUACGCCUUUCUGAAGGCACAUCUGAACGCUUCACCAUUGCCGGACUAGAGGACUUUACUCAAAUGCAUUAUUUCUUCAUGAACUAUGCUUUCAUAUGGUGCGGAAGCACUCGCCGAGCAACUCUUCUCAACAAAUUGGCCAACGACGUUCAUGCGCCCGAUAUGUAUCGUGUAAACGUCGUACUGUCAAAUCAGCCAGAAUUUGCUAAAACAUUCGGCUGUCGACAAGGAUCGCCCAUGUCUCCCGAUCGCACGUGCACAUUGUGGUAA